AUGGUCGGGAAGUAUCGCCACCGCAUCCACAAGAAGACGAAAAUUCGCAUCAAAAAGGGGAUGUGCUCAGAGAGUAAUCCAACGAAACAUCGACAUCGUGAAGCCGCUGGGGCCGCUCGAGCGAGAUCCUUGUCCACCGGAAUGAUGGAGGCUGUUGACGACCGACCCGAGGCUGCGAAUCACCUUCUCGAUAAACUUGGAGGAAUGAGCAUUGAUCGCAAGCAGGACUUUUCCAAUAAGAGCAUGGUUUCGGAUGGAGCUCUUUCUCGAAUUUCUCAGUUUACUGCCUGUACAAAUCACAGCUUCGAUUCGGUCCAUCGUAUCUGGAAAUCCGGUUCCCCCAUGCAGAAAGAAGUUGUGGUGGUUUUGGCUGCUGUAGCAGAAUUAAUCAAGGAGCACAAGGGUUCUGAAACAGAUGUGGAGUACUUUGCCGCUCUCCUAACCACCCUUGAAGGGUCUUCUACUUCCGAACCUUGUAGGGCUGCUGCAAUAUCUUUCUUGCUGCAGUUAAUUGUAAAGAAAGUCUCAAAGGACGUCCUCCAAUCCAAAUUUGCAAGGACGGUUCAGCCAUGGGUACGCACAAUGGCUCGUCGUGUGGUGAGAGCCGUCCUCACUGAUCCUGUGACAGCAAUGGAUAAUGGGCUCCAUGCUGCUUCUCCUAGCGUUGGGACGUUUGUACAACAACAUUUGCAGGCAGCAUUAAAAUCUAGAAGUGGGGAUAUGGCUGCUGUACGUUACUUAUGCCUUCUGGAAGGAAUUAUGCAUAAAAUGCCUUCAAAUCUUUUUAAACAGCUUGCGGAACUUAUCCUCAGAUCUUUAGCUGUUGCAGAUCGGAUGGUCAAAUGCAGCGCACUACAGUGUUUGAACCGUUGCUUGCAGCGUCAACCUUGUGAUGCUGCUUUGUCUGUCGAAAUCAACGUUUUGAUUUUGAAAGCUCUUAGGGAGCUUUGUCCACCUAGCGAGGAUGUCACCGUUUGUGCCUAUUGGAUGCAAGCAUUGGCAGAAACACAUGUGUGUCUCACAGCUAAAGAUCCGAACAGGUGUUACGGACUACUUCCAUCGACGUUUGAAAUAGUUGUCAAAUUAUUUGACACUGGAAAUGAGCAGCUUGCACAAGUGACAUAUCAGAUCAUUGCCCGACUAAUCGAAAGGAGUGUACAGGAUAAUGAGAACUGUGCGAAAAGUCUUCUCACAUUUCUGGAUCAGGCUCUUAACGUACACUCGACGACUGUUUGGAAAUACGUGUUAAGAUCGGAAAUGCGUCUCUUUGAAGUUGCUGGUAUUGGUAUUACUGGAGAAGAAUUCUGCAAAGCAAUGCAAACGCUCGCGCUAUUACGCGAGGGGAAUGACAGUUUCUGUAGGCAGGAGCUUGAUUUCACUGUGGGGUGUGCUGUGCGUCAUGUUGGAGCGCCAGCCGUGUUGUCCGCUAUACCACUUGGCAUUGAUACUGAUGCAGCGAUUCUUGACAUUGAAUUCACUCGCUCUUGGAUGAUCCCCAUACUGCGUGUUAAUUUGCAUAAUGCUCCACUCGAAUUUUUUUCGUCCUAUUUCCUUCCUCUGGCGAUGAAAAUCCAUAGGAGACUUGGCUCAUUGGAUCCCGUACCAAGGCGUUUGUAUACGACAUUACAAGCACAAUUGUGGGAAUUGCUGCCGUCGUUUUGUGAUUCACCUUCAGAUAUUGAGAAGUCAUUUCCCCAAUUGGCUCCAGUGCUCGGUGCGGCAUUGAACGAACGGCAUGAUCUCAGACCGUCAAUCCUUUCUGCUUUACGUCGGAUUUCGCGGUUCUGUCUUUCACCAGACGCAUUCCCUGAACGAGCUGAGGUUGUCAGUGCCUACGCUAAAAACUUCAUGCCAUUGCUGUUCAAUUUAUAUACUACGACUUCUAGCGACGGUAGUGCGGACAAAGGACCACGGAUGGCUAUACUGGAAACGAUUCGUGCCUAUGCAGACCUUACGCCUAAGAGAUUGGUGGCACAGUUCGUCGACGCAGCCAUCACAAAAGCCAACGAUGCGUUUGAUGAUGCAGUUAAACAAGCUAGGAUUCUCGACAUUUUGUGUGCUAUCGUACGGAAUGCUGAUUGCACAACAUUGGGCAAAGUUAUGGAUACUAUAAAUCCUUGGUUCGCCAUAAAUGAGGUGCAGAAGAAGGCCUUUCGGAUUUUGGAGGAGAUUUCGAAUAAAAGCAUUUCACCAGAAUUAGAACCUUUCUUCUUAUCAAGAUCGUCCGACUUUGUGAACGCGUUGUUACGUCCGAUCGACACAGUAGUUCCACCAGCUCGAGCCGCGUUUUGUGCAUGCAUUCAAAGUGUUGUUGACUCUAUGGAUGAUCUUCCGAAACUUUGCGAUUUCUGUCUGAAAUCACUGGACGCCGUGGUUUUAACACUAGAUAAGUCAAAUAGCACCCAUGCUCGCUCCAAUGCCAGCAAAUGUUUACAGCAUAUGUUCAACAAGUUGAUUCAAGUUGGUGGAGAAAAUGGUCAGCAUCCUUCAGCAGUGGUAAAUGACUUGUUAUCUCGGAUCUAUGAGUUGAUGACACCCGUUGAUAGUUGUGAUAACGGUACUGUAGAUCUAUGCGCAGCGAGGUCAACGUUAGUUGCGCUGAACAUAGUCGCACAAAAACAACUUAGGGUUCUAAACGGCAGUCACAUCUCGCGUCUCAUCGCUCAUGGGUGUGCUUGGAUCGGAGACGGACGUCCUCCUGUCCGCAUUUUAGUCAUCAGGUUGCUGCGAGUGCUAGCAAAAAAACUGCCAGAAUACGCCUUGCAACAAUAUCGUGAAUUACUUCUAUGUUCGAUUUUUGAUGGGCAGCCGACGUGUGAUGUUACAUCUAAGGUGCGUAAGGCAAACCGCUUGCUUUUAGAAGUCCUUGUUGCAAGAUUUGGAAUAGACAUCCUACUUAAAUAUACCAGCAAACUCGAUUGGGUGAAACAAAUGAAAAAUAUAGGAAGGCUGUCUAGAAGAAAAGAACGUCUACUAAGUGAAGGACCUGCAAAUAAAGAUUCUGAUGAUGGUAGCAUGAGCGGAAGUGGUUCGCGCCUUACAUCUCGGACAGCGGGAGCAGAUACAAUUUUGAAAUUACUAGAGGACAGCGAUGCUUCAGAGAGUGAAGGUGAAGAACGACUAACUGAAAUGCGAAGCCAAACGGGUAGUGUGUGGUUAAAGGAAGACACGGAUAUGGGUGAUUCUACUGAUCUCCUAGAUAGAAAGAGGAUGAUACUCAAGGUCACCACUUGUGACCCCACUAAGCAGCAGAAAAAGAUUGUCAAACGGAAAAACAACAGCGGUUUUGCUUUCAAAACAUCAAAGGACGGCAAACUAGUUAUUACUGGUAGCGAUUAUCUUUCCUACUACUUUUGUUUUGAUUUUUUGAAUGAUGAUGAGGACAUAAAGGGGACAAACAGAAAGAGGAGAAACGGACUUGACGAAAUGGACGAUUUUGUCCAACAUGGCAAGAAGACAAAACAGGACAUGAGUAGCGAUUCCGAUGAUGAUAGUGAGAAUCUUAACCCGAAAAGUGUGGUGUCGGGUAGUCGAACGUCUAGCUGGCGAACGGGUACUAGUCAAGGUAUAAAUCGUGAUACAUCAUUGAGAAACGGGAAAAGCCGACAUUCUAAAGGCAAAAAUGCUAAAAACAAGAAGCUUCAACCUUACGCUUAUAUCCCGUUGCGGAGGAAAGGUGUAAAGCAGGAUAUUCUGAAAGUGUUGAAGUCUCAACGUAAAGCCGGUAGAUCCAAAGGCAACAAGAUGAACUAG
Messenger RNA from Angiostrongylus costaricensis, 3753 nucleotides. The record is from the annotation of a GenBank genome assembly. Lineage: Eukaryota; Metazoa; Nematoda; Chromadorea; Rhabditida; Metastrongylidae.